CUUGGCCGGCACAGCUGCUGGGGUUGACUCCACUUUCUUGGUUUGUUUCAGAGCGCGGUCGGCCUCCUGCUUGGCCCAGUGCUCUGCUCACAGCUCCGCCUUGCUCUUCUCCCCUGCCGGCUUCUCGCUGCUGGCCAGGUCCUCGCUGGGCACUGGGGCCGGCAUGGGGGGCGCAGCCCCUACAAGAGGAGAGACCGGUCACCGUGCGGGAGCCUCCCACACCCCCGGGCUCCAGAGAGCACACGGCCCAUGGAUGAUCACGGAUGUGCAGCUCGCCAUCUUCGCCAACAUGCUGGGUGUGUCGCUCUUCCUGCUUGUGGUUCUCUACCACUACGUGGCUGUCAACAACCCCAAGAAGCAGGAGUGAGGGGCUACCCCGCAGAGCCCAAGCCCUGAGCAGGGCCUGCCAUGGCCAGAAGCAGAGCUGACAGCCGCCCCUGGCCCCGCAGCCUGGCUCCAUAUCGCACCGCGCCGUAGCUUUGUGCAGACACAAA
Molecule: messenger RNA, 494 nt
Organism: Mauremys reevesii (Reeves's turtle)
Lineage: Eukaryota; Metazoa; Chordata; Testudines; Geoemydidae
Product: dolichyl-diphosphooligosaccharide--protein glycosyltransferase subunit 4
Exons: 3
Coding region: 164-367 (67 amino acids)
Cellular component (GO): oligosaccharyltransferase complex
Source: RefSeq, a predicted model, not a curated record